GCCUCUUCUCCCUGCUUCCACCCCUCUUCUCUGGCCACUGGUCCUUCCCUUUGGCCUUCCCUGCCGUGAGCCUCUCUGGCCCUCCUGCUCCUCUGCUCUUGUCCCCGCCUCUCCUCCUUGGUCGCCUCCCUUAAAUUCCCCUCCUCCUCCUCCUCUCGGCCCCCUCCACUGCUGCUCCCCCACCCCUUCCCUCUCUCUGCCACCCCUCCUGUCCUCCCGCUCUUCUCUCUUCUCUGCCUGGGUGGUCUGGCAAAGUGUUCCCUGUCCCCCCUCCUUUCCCUCCGAUGGCUCUAGUGGUGACCCCCUGGCAGGAGGGGCUGCCUGGGGCUCCCCCGGGCCUCCCACUUCCUCCCCCUGCUGCCGGGGCUCCCGAGCCAGGGGGAGCCGCCACCGCUGGGGGCGAGAGCAAGGCCUCUCAGGCCACGGUGGACUGCAUGGUGUGCGGGGACAAGGCCAGCGGGAAGCACUACGGGCAGUUCACCUGCGAAGGAUGCAAGAGUUUCUUCAAGCGCUCCGUGCGCCGGAACCUGAGCUACACCUGCCGAGCCAGCCGCCAGUGCCCUGUGGACCAGCACCACCGCAACCAGUGCCAGCACUGCCGCCUCACCAAGUGCCUCAAGGUCGGCAUGCGCCGUGAAGCUGUCCAGCGGGGCCGCAUGGCACAUACUCAGCCCAGCCUGGGCCAGUACCCCCUGGGUAACGGAGACCCCUACAGCUGCCCCUCCUACCUGACGGGCUUCAUCUCGCUGCUGCUGAGGGCUGAGCCGUACCCGACCUCCCGCUACGGGGCCCAGUGCCUGCAGCCAGGCAACAUCAUGGGCAUCGAGAACAUCUGUGAGAUGGCCGCCCGCCUGCUCUUCAGCGCCAUUGAGUGGGCCAAGAACAUCCCCUUCUUCCCUGACUUCCAGCUGGCGGACCAGGUCUGCCUGCUGCGCAUGACGUGGAGCGAGCUUUUCGUCCUCAACGCAGCUCAGUGUGCCUUGCCUGUCCACGUGGCCCCCCUCCUGGCCGCUGCCGGGAUCCACGCCUCGCCCAUGUCCGCCGACAGAGUGGUGGCCUUCAUGGACCACAUCCGGGUCUUCCAGGAGCAAGUGGAGAAGCUGAAGGCGCUGCACGUCGACUCGGCCGAAUAUUCCUGCCUCAAGGCCAUCGCGCUCUUCACCCCGGACGCGGUGGGACUCGCAGACUUGUGCCAUGUGGAGAAUGUGCAGGAGAAAUCCCAGUGCGCCCUGGAAGAAUAUGUCCGGAACCAGUACCCCAACCAGCCCAGCCGCUUCGGGCGCCUCUUGCUGCGCUUGCCUUCUCUGCGCAUCGUCUCAGCCCCGGUGAUCGAGCAGCUCUUUUUCGUCCGCCUGGUGGGCAAGACCCCCAUCGAGACGCUGAUUCGGGACAUGCUUCUGUCCGGAUCUAGCUUUAACUGGCCUUAUAUUCCCAUGCAGUGAGAGGCGAAGGCUCGGGUGGAUUCCUCGACGGGAGCCUUCCCCCUGCUUGGCCUCACAGUCCGCCCCCCCCCCCAGCGCACAGACAGACCAGGGGACAGUGGGGGCCGUGGGGGCGCCUGGGCUCCCCCAGCUCUGAAACAGCCACGGAGGGACUUGGUGCUGGCAGUGCCCAAGAUUGUACCCACGUUCCCAUAUUUAUGCCACUCUAAUGUGAACAAAACCACGGAUGUUUUUAAAUAACGGGAUCGAUGCCUUUAGGGUUGUUUUUUGAAGCCGUGCCUGUUGCAGUGUCUUUGCUGCCCAAGAACCAAGGGCAGGUGCCUGAACGGGAGGCGUUUUCUCUGUGCUGGUCUUGGAACUCUGGUCCAUCGGCCGCCUUCUCCAGGCCGCUUGCUUAAUCGGUGAACUUUUUGGGGAAGGCAUUUCAGCCACUAGGCUGCUGGAAGAGUUUCUGCACUGGGAAAGAACUUUGUCGAGAGCGACUCGGUGAUUUAUGAAAAGAAAGCAAAGCUGCCUGUGUGACUCGCCUCAGUUGUGCAAUAAGACCCUCCCCCUGCCACAACACACGCACAGUCGCACCUUCCUUUUUGAGCUGGGGCAUAAAAGUGUAAGGAAAGGGGGGAGGGGUCGAUUGCAAACCCACGUUUGUGUGUGCGUGCAUGUAGGCCCACACAAGGGUGGGGGGAGAGAAGUGUUUAUCCUACCCGUUCCUGGGGGCCCCCAAGGGCUGCAUCACCCCCCUCCCAGGAGAAAGGGGCUCCUACAGCCUGUGGUGGGGUGUGUGCGUGGCUGGGAGCAGUACAGUAAUGUACAGAGAGACUCACGCCGAUGAGAUUUGUGAAAGACUCGCAGAUGGGGAAAACCAUUGUGUCCCUUUCCUGGGAGAGAGGGGAGGGGGGGUGCUGUGGGGUCUUGGUUUCUAAAGGAGGGGCAUAAUGAGAAACGGUGGGAGCGCCUCUCCGUAGAGGGAGGAACUAUUUAUAGAGGACAAUAAACCUUCUGCUAUACCUGAUUCCUGUUGCUCCACCCUGCCCCUUUUUAUUUUGGGAUUUGACAUGCAAGGGGAGAAAAAGGGGAAUUAAUCCUUUGGCAGAGUCCCCUCCUGAUGAAAAACGAGGAGACAAAAAGAAACGAAAUCCA
Molecule: messenger RNA, 2582 nt
Organism: Eublepharis macularius
Lineage: Eukaryota; Metazoa; Chordata; Lepidosauria; Squamata; Eublepharidae
Product: COUP transcription factor 2-like
Exons: 3
Coding region: 285-1442 (385 amino acids)
Biological process (GO): regulation of transcription by RNA polymerase II; anatomical structure development; cell differentiation
Molecular function (GO): RNA polymerase II cis-regulatory region sequence-specific DNA binding; nuclear receptor activity; zinc ion binding
Source: RefSeq, a predicted model, not a curated record